Molecule: messenger RNA, 941 nt
Organism: Drosophila takahashii
Lineage: Eukaryota; Metazoa; Arthropoda; Insecta; Diptera; Drosophilidae
Gene: Paf-AHalpha
Product: Platelet-activating factor acetylhydrolase alpha
Source: RefSeq, a predicted model, not a curated record
CCCACUAUGAAUCCCUGCGUGCUGCCCACCCCGUUGCCCGACUUGGACGGCGACAAGCGCUGGCACAGCAUACACCGGCGCUUCCUCUCCGACUGCCGCGAAAAGGAUCCCGACGUGAUCUUCCUGGGCGACUGCAUCUUCGAGACGGUCCAGGACAGCGAGGCGUGGAACCAGUACUUCGCCCCGCUGCACUGCCUCAACUUCAGCAUCCGGGACGACUGCACCGAGCACGUACUGUGGCGCAUCGAGAACGGGGCGCUGGACAAUGUGAAUCCCAAGAUCGUCGUUCUCCAUGUGGGCACGAAUAAUGUGAGGAAUACGGCGGACGAGGUGGCCGAAGGAGUGCUGGCGAAUGUCUCGAAGAUCCGCCAGAAGCUGCCCAACGCCUACAUCCUGCUGCCCUCUUUGCUGCCGCGCGGACAACAACCGAAUAAGUUGCGGGAGAAGAAUGCGCAAAUCAAUGAGCUGGUCAAUGGACUCACCCGCGGUCAGUAUCGCGUCCAAACGGUGGCCAUCGACAAGGGACUCGUCCAGAGCGAUGGGAGCAUCAGCCAUCACGACAUGUUCGACUACAAGAACCUCACCAAUGCCGGGGCGAAAAAGAUCCUUGAACCGCUGUACGAUUUGCUGUCUCAAAUUCUCAACGAAAACGAACCUGAAAACGAUCUCACUCCCUCCGAAUGAAAAGGAAUGAUCAGGAAGAGCAGCAGCUAUCAUUAUUAUAUACAUUAUAUACAUACGAUUCCCAGAAUAUAACCCCAAAAACAAAUGUAUUUUUCGAACUCUCAAAAGCAAAAGCUGCGAGACCAUCUCACAAUUAGGCAUAAGUUUUCUUAUCGAUUAGUAAACAACAAUCGCAUAUACCAUUGCAGAAUAACACUAUUUUACACGCAUCUAUUUAUAAGAAUUGGGUAAAAUACAAGUUAUCUUAAAGCAUCUCA